CUUCUAAGAGCCACAAGACUAGAAAACGGAAUCGGGUAUGUAAAAGCUUGGAAGGUUUUACGCAUACUUAAGUUCUGUAACACUCCUGAUGUAUCAUGAAAUGGGCAGAUGACCUGAAGAAAGAGGAAGUGUAAAGUCCAGAUGGUAUACUAUGAAGCUUGUCAUUUCUUUUUUAAGUUGGCUCCAUGCUCCACGUGGAACCCAACAUAGGGUUUGAACUCAUGACCCUGAGAUCAAGACUCAAGCUUAGAUCAAGAAUCAGAUGCUUGACCGAUUGAGCCACCCAGGCAUCUCAAGAAGUUAUCAUUUCUGCAUCAAGGCUUCAAUCUCAAUCAAGCAGGGCAGGGGCUCCCAGGAGGCAAACAAGGGAAAAUGCAAAAAUAGCCAAGGGCAGAUCCCCACUGCUGGAGAGACAUUAUCCUCACCCAGAGAGACCAGGUUCCUAUAGUUCUCCAACAUCACAUCCCUGUACAAUUCCUGCUGUGCAGGGUCCAGGCACUCUCACUCCUCGAGAAUUCUGUGGCCACAUCACUAAAGGUCAACCAUCCCUGAAAUGAGAACACAUUUCACCAAGGAGCUGUGGAAAAAGUUCUUAUCUUCACAUAAAAUGAGAAGAAGAGAGAUGUGAAGGAUAGAUUUGGUUGAAGUGGUGUUCUUACAGAUCCACAGAAGAUAUUUCCGAGCAAGUUAAGUGUCCCUAAUUGACUUAUUGUACUUUUUCCAAAAGAGGUUAGGACAGUCUCUAAAUUGUUGUGGAUUUCUCAUUUUUGUAGAUAAUACAAGAAGUACAUACCAACACACACAAGUUCAACACAGUAUUAUCCAUUUAGAAGUGUGAGAUAUUAUGUUCUACACACUCAGUGAUAUUCAACAUCUAGAUGAACUACAAUACAAGUGGUAUCCUCAGAGAUGACAAUACCCAUGGUAGCUUUAAAGAAAGCAUGGAAUCUAAAAAUUGUAAUAACAAUAGUGACAGCAAUGACUAAUGGUUUUUCAACAUGUCCCGUGUACUAGGCAUUACUCUAAAUGCUUUACACAUCCAAGCUGAUAAAACAAAAGAAUAGCUCAUGACAGAAAGAACGGUUCUCAAAUUACUGAAAUUACAAAUUUCACCUGUCUCACAGUUACUCUGAGAAACUAUUCUUGGGUCAGGUAGCUAAGAAGUGGCAGUCAACUUCUGAUCACAGAGGUCUGGGCUUUGAAAUUGAACAUAAGAAUUAAAUACUUAAGUAACAGAUACCAUCUAAAGUGCAUUCAUGGAGGGUUCUCAAACUGAGAAAACUUGAAACAAGUUCAAGGAUAAUAACAAGGAAUUGCCUGGAAGGUCACUAUACACACACACACAAACACAUACACAAACAUAAUGUAUUACUAUUCUUACUAUAAUUUUAAUCACUGAUGUAAUAGUGUAAAAAUAACCUAAAGCCAUAGAAAUUAUUUCAGAUGUAAUUCCAACUGUUAAAAAGAUUUAAAACUUAUUUACGAAAGUAUGAAGUGUCUUUUAUAAAAACCAUGGGCCUGCACAUCCAUGGAUUCAUGCACACAUAAAUAUACACACUUAAAUUGAAACAGAAAUAAGAGGAGUUUUCUCUUGAUUUUUUGGGUGAAAUUUUUCAUCAUUUUUUGCUUAUAGUGUAUUCAGUCUCUUUGGGUCAAACUAAUAUAUAAAUUGUACUUGAUUUAGUUUGUCAAAAUUAGUCUAUCUUAGGCUUUAAAACAAGUGGUAAAACAUGUAAGGAUACAUUGGCCCCUUCAUUCCAAUAUCUAUUAAAUACUUAUGGUCAAAAAUAUAAUUUUGCUCUCCUAAAUUUAGACAUUUAGACAUUAAAAAAUAUGAUUGAGUUUGUUUACUCCACUAAUAAACUAAUAAUCUACAAGGAUUCAAGAGUUGAAAAUUUAUUACUGGUACACACUACUUGAACAGAAUUAGAUAAAAAAAAAUAUGGAUUGCUGCAGAAAACACUUGAAACAUUAGUGGAAAAUUAACAAUCACCAAAAAAGGUGAAAAAAAAAAGCCAUGUUUUUAAGCAAGAAUAUUUCACCAAAUAUCAUGACCAAGAGCACACAUUGGAUGCAUCUCCCCCAAAUUAAGGCACAGAAAAGAGGCCGGCCAGGCCUCCCAGAUCUCACCACUGCACAGAAUGCCUGAGUGGGGACCAUUACAAGAAGAGGGAAAGAAAAAAAAUGUCAAAGACCUGGGUAUGUUAAAUUCAGGGAUGAAAGGUGUUCACUGAAGCAGAACUUAAAGCAAUAUACUAAAAAUAAUACUCCUUUCUUUAGUGGCACAGAUUUUCUCCCAUUGGUCUCGUUUUCAAAAAUUUUACCAACUAUUUAUGCCUAUGAACACGUGACUUCCAUGUAUAGGUCCUUUGAUCCCGGUAUACAGAGGCUGACAGUGCAUGCAGAAGCAGUCCCUAAAACAACCUCUGCUGCCCAACUGUCCUGACACCAUGGGGCCCACACUCAUCUCCAACCCAUGCCUGUUGUGAAGCCCAGGAGGAUGCGCCCAGGGGUCCUCACAGGCUCCACAUCACUGGGACACCAUGAGAUGGAAUCUACAUGGAGAGAGACUGAGGGAAGGCCUGGGGAGUGUGGACACACACAGCUCAGGUGGACACGUCAGAGUCAGAGAAGAUGAGCGAGUCCAAGAAGGGCACAGCAGGAGGGAGAGAUGGAAAAACAACCAACAAUAUGACUUUACCUGACAAACAGCCAUGCCUGACUCCUCCCUUCCUCCUUCUUCCUCAGACAAGAUCAGUCUUGAGAGUCCUGAGUCCUGAGGGUCAAGAAUAUGCAGCUGAAUGCUUAGAAUCAAUCUCUGUCCUUCCUGUACCACAACCUCACACAGGAAGACCUCUCCCUGGGGAGAUAACUAGUCCCUGCUGCCACUGCCACAGGAGGAGACUCAGGGACCAUGAACCCCUCCAGACACCGACACAAUUCAGUGGCAUUGAGCGUAUGCACACUCUGUUGCACAACUAUCACCACCAUCCAUUUCCAGGACUCUUUCCAUCCAGCAAAUUGUGCCUGGCAAUUGAUGGGCAGGAGCAACCCCCCACCAACCCCAUUCUAAGCAGUUCUGAGAAAGGACAACGCUCCUGACCUUGAGGAGGAAAAGGGAAAUUAGGAUCCUCGACCCUGAGCAGAUCAACUGCUAGAAGGCAAAGCCCUCACCCAAGAUGCAGCUGUUCCCUGUGAUGUGCUCAGCAAGGACAACCCAGGAACUGGCAGAGGGCAGUGAUACCACAGAUUUUCUUCUUCUGCUUGUACGAAAAAGAAGAUCCCAUCCUGCUCAGCAACAAACGCACUAACCACCACUUGCAGCCACUGAAAAACCGCCACCAACUCUUGCUCUUCUCCAAUUAAAGCAAUCCUCCCCAAUUUCCAUCUAAAAAUAAAAGGCUGACCUUCCUUUUCUCUCCCCACUCGCCUACGAUGGUUCACCACUCCAUGCACGUCCCGAACUGCAAUUCCUCUGCUUCUUCCAGAAUAAACUCAUCUUGCUAGUAAAGUGA
Canis lupus familiaris (dog) is the source of this 3515-nucleotide messenger RNA. RefSeq lists its product as uncharacterized. Bases 2635 to 3102 code for a protein of 155 amino acids. The transcript is spliced from 5 exons. NCBI's taxonomy places the organism in Eukaryota, Metazoa, Chordata, Mammalia, Carnivora, Canidae. The record is from RefSeq and is a predicted model, not a curated record.